Messenger RNA from Drosophila sulfurigaster albostrigata, 2263 nucleotides. RefSeq names its product probable peroxisomal acyl-coenzyme A oxidase 1 (gene ACOX1). The coding region runs from base 141 to 2150 and encodes 669 amino acids. Lineage: Eukaryota; Metazoa; Arthropoda; Insecta; Diptera; Drosophilidae. Gene Ontology annotation, biological process: lipid homeostasis; fatty acid beta-oxidation using acyl-CoA oxidase. The record is from RefSeq and is a predicted model, not a curated record. Gene Ontology annotation, cellular component: peroxisome. The transcript has 7 exons. Gene Ontology annotation, molecular function: fatty acid binding; FAD binding; acyl-CoA oxidase activity.
CUACUCCAUGGAUUUAUUUCUAUUUUCAAUUUAGUUAGUACUCGCCAGUUGUCGAAGACGCACGCGUACGUAUCAAGCAAAUAAGACUUGGGCUUUGACGUGUGUCACUUAUUAGAAGCAGCAACAUCAACAGCAAUAAAAUGCCAGCACUCGAAGUAAAUCCUGAUUUGCAAAAAGAACGCAAUACUGCAACCUUUGACCCCCAUGAGUUUUCCGUCUAUUGGGCUGGUGGCGAAGAAAGAUACAAAGAGAAGAAGGCCUUGGAAAAGCUUUUUCUGGAGGAUCCGGCCUUGAAGGAUGAUCUGCCCACAUCUUACAUGUCGCACAAGGAGCUUUACGAGAACAGUCUGCGGAAGGCUUGCCUCAUUGGCGAGAAGAUACGCAAAUUGCGUGCCGACGGCGAGGAUGGCGUGGACACCUACAAUGCUUUGCUGGGAGGAUCUCUGGGCGCCGCCUUGCUCAAGGAGGGCAAUCCUCUCUCGCUGCACUACGUGAUGUUUGUACCAACGAUUAUGGGUCAGGGUACCAUGGAUCAGCAGGUGGAGUGGCUGCCCAAGGCUUGGGAUUGCGAGAUUAUUGGCACCUAUGCCCAAACCGAGCUAGGACAUGGUACCUUCCUGCGUGGUCUGGAGACACGUGCCGAUUACGAUGCCAGCACACAGGAGUUUGUGAUCAACACACCCACGCGUAGCGCCUACAAAUGGUGGCCAGGAGGCUUGGGACAUACCGCAAAUCAUGCUGUAGUUGUAGCACAACUAUACACUAAGGGAGAAUUCAGAGGAUUGGCGCCGUUCAUUGUUCAGCUGCGUGACUUGGAGACUCAUCAACCAAUGAAAGGCAUUGACAUUGGCGACAUUGGCACCAAGCUCGGCAUGAAGGGCGUCAAUAAUGGCUAUCUGGGACUAAAGAAUGUGCGUGUGCCACUGAACAAUAUGCUGAUGAAGAAUCAGCAGGUGCUGCCCGAUGGCACCUACGUGGCACCUAAGAACAGUGUGCUUACCUAUGGCACAAUGAUGUUUGUACGCUGUGCGCUUAUUCGUGACACUGCCUACAGUUUGUCCAAGGCCUCGACAAUUGCCACACGUUAUUCGGCGGUUCGUCGCCAGAGUCCCAUUGAUCCCAGUCAGCCGGAACCACAGAUUAUGGAUCACACUACACAGCAGCUGAAGUUAUUCCCGCAAAUCGCCAAGGCUAUUGUGUUUAAGACGACGGGAGAUGGCAUCUGGAGCAUGUACAAUGUGCUCUCUGGCGAAAUCGAGUUAGGUAAUCUGGAUCGUUUGCCAGAGAUGCAUGCGUUGUCAUGUUGCCUGAAAGCCAUUUGCAGUGCCGACGCUACAGCUGGUGUGGAGACGUGCCGUCUAUCCUGCGGCGGCCAUGGCUACAUGGAUUGCUCCAACUUCCCAACCAUCUACGGCAUGACAACUGCCGUGUGCACCUACGAGGGAGAGAACACGGUUAUGCUGCUCCAAACGGCACGCUAUCUGGUCAAGGUUUAUGGCCAGGCUCUGAAUGGGGAACAGCUGGUGCCAACAGUGGCUUACAUUAACGAGGCAAUCAAGCUGCAGGAAUUCGUUAAUUUCGACGGUUCCUUGGAAUCGAUUGUCAAAGCAUUCCAAUUCGUGGCUGCCAACAAAGUGCGUGUGGCUUACGAACAGAUCGAAGUGCGUCGCAAACAAGGACAUGGUGUCGAAGUGUCGGCUAAUCUAAGUGGACCCCUCUUAACGUCAGCUGCAGAUCUGCAUGGUCGCGCCUUCUUGGCCCAAUCCGCAUACACAGAGCUGACGCAGGUUGCCAAACAUGUGUCCCCCGCCUUGGCUGAUGUGCUCAAGGUUGUGCUGGAACUCUAUCUAGUCGAUGCCUGCCUCAAUCGUAUUGGAGACUUCUUACGUUUCAUUAACCUAACUGAUAAGGAUGUGACCAAUUUGGAGACGCGACUAGAGAGCUGUUUGAAUCGUUUGCGUCCAAAUGCCGUGGCACUCGUCGACAGUUUCGAUCUGCAUGAUCGCGUUUUGGACUCGGCUCUUGGUGCCUACGAUGGCAAUGUCUAUGAGCGCAUCUUUGAAUCGACCAAGAAGAAUCCGUUGAACAAGGAGCCGGUGAACGCUGCAUUCCACAAAUACCUUAAACCUUUCAUGAAGGCCAAUUUGUAAUUGGUAUUAGCAAAUUCUUUUCAAUUGAGUGCUAUUCUGUUAAAUAAUUAUUGCCUGUUAUCGUCUGUAUAUACUUAUCAUAAAACCUUGUUCGUUAAUUUUUAUACUACAUA